This is a messenger RNA of Vombatus ursinus (common wombat), 1002 nucleotides long. RefSeq names its product sideroflexin-3-like. Bases 1 to 1002 code for a protein of 333 amino acids. The transcript has a single exon. NCBI's taxonomy places the organism in Eukaryota, Metazoa, Chordata, Mammalia, Diprotodontia, Vombatidae. The record is from RefSeq and is a predicted model, not a curated record. Gene Ontology annotation, molecular function: monoatomic ion transmembrane transporter activity. Gene Ontology annotation, cellular component: mitochondrial inner membrane. Gene Ontology annotation, biological process: monoatomic ion transport; serine import into mitochondrion.
AUGGUUAUAUCAUGGCCACGUUGGCCUGGUCGGAAGACAGGUGAGCUGCCUCUGGACAUCAACAUCCAUGAUCCUCGAUGGGACCAGAACACUUUUAUGGGCCGAGCUAAGCAUUUUUUCACCAUCACCAACCCCUUGAACCUUCUACUAUCUGAUCAGGAACUGCAUAAGGCCCAAACCAUUGUGAAGAACUACAAGGCAGGGAUUGUGACCCCUGGGCUGACUGAAGAUGAACUAUGGAGGGCCAAGUAUAGAUAUGACUCGGCCUUCCACCCUGACACUGACCAGAAGAUCUAUCUCAUUGGCCGAAUGUCAGCCCAAGCACCCAUGAAUAUGAUCAUCUGUGGCUUUAUGCUCACUUUCCAUAGGAACUUUGCAUCUGUGGUGUUCUGGCAGUGGGUGAACCAGUCCUUCAAUGCUAUUGUCAACUACUCCAAUAGAAAUGGAAAUGUAACAGUUACUGAAAAGCAAUUGGGAGUAGCUUACAUGAGUGCUACCACUGGAGCUGUGGUCACUGCUGUGGGAUUCAGAGCCCUCACCAAACAUCUACCCAGCCUGGUUGCCUGCUUCAUGCCAUUAACAGCUGUAUGUGCUGCCAACUGCAUCAAUGUCCCACUGAUGCGGGAGAGGGAGAUCCGAAUGGGAAUCCCUGUGACUGAUGAUUCUGGCCAUAAGUUAGGUUACUCUUCAAAGGCAGCUCAGAAGGGCAUCUUCCAGGUGGUGAUAUCCCGGAUCGUCAUGGCUUUCCCUUCUCUGACCAUACCCCCUCUACUUAUGACUGAAUUAGAGAAAAAAGACUUCUUGAAGAGAAGACCAUGGCUCUCAUGCCCUGUGCAGAUGGGGAUGGUUGGCUUUCUUCAGUUGUUUGCCACUCCUCUGUGUUGUGCAAUUUUUCCCCAAAGGAGUUCCAUUCUAGUGAAAUACCUAGAGCCAGAGCUCAGAGCUCAGAUCAAGGAACAUAGCCCAAACACUGAGGUCGUUUACUUCAACAAGGGACUCUGA